Molecule: messenger RNA, 1482 nt
Organism: Marmota monax (woodchuck)
Lineage: Eukaryota; Metazoa; Chordata; Mammalia; Rodentia; Sciuridae
Product: MORN repeat-containing protein 4-like
Exons: 2
Coding region: 282-722 (146 amino acids)
Source: RefSeq, a predicted model, not a curated record
GGCGGUGGAAGUGGUGGAGAGGAAAGUGGAAGGGGGAGAGCCAGGCGGAGUAAAGGUCUCUGCCGCCGAAGCCCCGCGUUGGGGCGUGACAGUAGUCCCGAAAGGCCUAGCCCCAGUCGGCUGGCAGCACGGGUGAGAGGGGGCUGCGAGAGAAUGGUCAGCCAGGUAGGGACAGAGGAGCCAAGCGGAAGACCCGGGCUGGGGAGCGCGGCUUCAUCCUGAUGCCCUGACCCGAGGGCGGCUGCCUGGGACUUCAUCUUUUUCUUCUGUAAGCUGUCACCAUGACCCUGACAAAAGGUUCUUUCACCUACUCCAGUGGGGAGGAAUAUCGUGGAGAGUGGAAGGAGGGCCGCAGGCAUGGUUUUGGUCAACUGCUGUUUGCAGAUGGUGGGACCUAUCUGGGUCAUUUUGAGAAUGGGCUCUUUAAUGGCUUUGGGGUACUGACCUUUUCAGAUGGUUCAAGGUAUGAGGGGGAGUUUGCCCAGGGCAAGUUUAAUGGCGUCGGAGUCUUCAUUCGGCAUGACAACAUGACCUUUGAGGGGGAAUUUAAAAAUGGUAGAGUAGAUGGUUUUGGCCUGCUGACUUUCCCUGAUGGUUCUCAUGGAAUACCCCACAACGAAGGUCUAUUUGAGAACAAUAAGCUGCUGCGGAGGGAGAAGUGUUCUGCGGUAGUUCAGUGGGCCCAGAGUGCCUCCAAGUCCGCCAGAAAUCUCACUGCUUGAUGAGGCAGUGGGCACAGCUGGAAUAGUGUCAGUAAAGCCCAUGACCACCUGAGAUGAACAGAAUGAACCAGAUUUCAGAUGAGAUGAGGAUGACCACGGAGCCGAAGCCUGUGAUGUGCCCCAUCACCUGCCAAUCAGCAAUUUGAUCACAGAAAGUGCUAAGGAUUUUGGCCCAAAGACCCCUCAGUGGUUAGCAGUUCUGUCUUUUCUUGAUGCUUAUUUGCUGAAGACAGGAGCUGUGUUUUCUUACUUGUCGACAUUUCCUGUUCCUGAGACCUGGGGUUACCCAGUACAGAGUGGCUGCAGCCUUCACUCCAUUUACUGCCAAGUGAUUCAGAAUGUCCUCAUUCUGCCUAUGUUUGGGGCACAUGACCCUAGCCCCCAUAGGGCCAAUGCUGUGUGCUGCCCUGGCAAAAUGAGGUACAAGAUAGACAGUACAGUGACCCUGUGAAAGUCGGGCCAGAACUUCUCUGUACAUGAGCCCCUCAUUCAGUGCAGUUUGAAUCCUGACUCCAGGCUCCAACUUUGUCUGAUCAGACUAGUCUUUGUGUCUGCUUAUUUCCCCUGUGAAGGAUCUGGUAAGAGUGUUGUUUUCUUCUUUCUUGACUUUACAAGUCAUGUUCCUUACCUGAGUUAGGGCAUAUAAUCCAAUCUCCAUUUGUGUCUCUCCGUUCUUAGAGUCUAUCAGAGAGAAUUCCUUUGUGGCAUAGUCAAGAAAGAAACUGAUGUAAUAGUAACCUCAUAAGUUGUAUUCAUUACU